Molecule: messenger RNA, 894 nt
Organism: Radiomyces spectabilis
Lineage: Eukaryota; Fungi; Mucoromycota; Mucoromycetes; Mucorales; Radiomycetaceae
Exons: 2
Coding region: 162-719 (185 amino acids)
Source: RefSeq, a predicted model, not a curated record
UUGCAUGAAAUAAGGCAGGCAUAUUCUCACAUUAGACUUAUCUUGCACCAACUUAUUGUCACAGAUUGACUAAAGCAGAGGCGCUGGAGAUCAGUCCUUUCACUGUUCGUUGUUCACCCAGUAGCAGUCGAAACCUUGCUGCAGCACGCGCCCAUCCAACCAUGACCACUGAGACGUCAAAAGAAGAGCAAGUGAUGCGAAGCAAAGACAAGGCGUCCGCUUGGACCAUUGAAGGCAUGGUCAAGCGCAGUCUGGAUCCUACCAUCACCCACUCUGAACAUAAAGAAUAUCGAAGAUAUACCCAGCAAUUUCGCAGUGUCGAGAAAUUAACGAUAUCCCAUGGUGAUCAAAGAAGCUAUGCCAACAUUGAGAGCUUUCCUGAAUAUCAGCAAUACCUGAAUUACAUUCACCGUAACGCGCCUGAUGAGCAUCCGUCGGCUCUCAAAACGCAAAGUAUCGAUGAGCAGGUUUAUAACACCUAUGUUGAUAUUCCUCGUCGGGCCGCCGCGGCUCAAUUUAGCCGAGAAUGGAGCUCAACUGCUCGCAAACGGUACGAAGGCUAUCUCAUGUAUUUGCGCACAGGACGAUACAUGCAACAACCUUCUUCCGUGCAUCCUUCAACUCCUUCCCGACAGCCUACCACUUCACUGCAAGACAAUACUAUAGUCGCCAAUUCAACUGCCGCCGCAUUACUUGCUUCCCGAAAACCAUUGGUUUAAUUCACCCAUUCUUUCUCCUUACUCCCUCUCUCUCUCUCACUACACACACACCUCACACAUAUUUUUCAAUCCAUAUUUCCUACAGUCGACUCCAUCUUUCUCAAUUAUAUUUACUGUUACUCAUGCAUUAAACAGUAAACCUGCCUUUUAAAACUGGCGAUCUUUUCAAGUCGGG